Messenger RNA from Serpula lacrymans var. lacrymans S7.9, 686 nucleotides. RefSeq lists its product as uncharacterized. Bases 271 to 615 code for a protein of 114 amino acids. The record is from RefSeq and is a predicted model, not a curated record. Lineage: Eukaryota; Fungi; Basidiomycota; Agaricomycetes; Boletales; Serpulaceae. The transcript has a single exon.
AAGGAUGAGCAGAGCGAUGGAAAACUACUCAAGAACACAGUCACCAAGAAAACAGAUCAAGGUGCCAUCAAAAAGCGAAAGGCCGAUGCAGAUAUCGCAAAGAAACAGGUCAAAAAGCCUGCACCCAAAUAUGAUCCAUCGUCUUCGGAAUUAGGUGUAGUGGUAUCGACAAGGGCCGAGCCCCACCCAAAAUUCGGCCGAGCAACUGGUGUUGCACAGUGCGGCUUCCUUACGAAGCUGGCUCCAGUAGUCACCGGCGAAAGCUCUCAGAUGCAAGCAACGAAGGAGUCUCCCAAACCUGUCGUCUCAAGUGAAAAUAUCGAACUUCCAGAUAUUAACAGCGAAUAUUCGGACUCGGAUGAUGAGGAUCGUCCACGCUCAUUUGAUCUUCCUGAAUGGGCUCACACUCCAGAGCUUAAUGAAGCUCUGCAGGUUCAAAGCAGACUUAACCCGGAUGAUGUUUUUGGCGUUAUUCGACCCUUGAGGAUGGAGGAAAUGUUUCGAACAAAACAAAGCCGAUUCAGGGCUAGGACCAGCUCCGCUAAUUGGUUUGGCACAGAUAAGUUGACCCUAGACGAAGAGAAGGAGUAUGCAAGGAGGAUGGGGUUCAGAUAACGAUUAUUUUAUGUUGGAGUAUGAACAUAGAUUGGGCAAUAUAACACACCGCUCAUUGCCCCAAAAAAAAA